AUGCAAAAUCCAUCAAUUGGAUUCACAAAAUUCACACUACAUUCAUCAGAGACCUCGCUGCCACCGGGAAGCUGCAAAAAACGAUUUUUUCCCUUCUUCAACGGAGACACGACGGUGUCUGAUGGAGACUCCGAUCCGUGUCUCCGUGAGUCUGCCUCUGUGUCUCACGAAGACACGGUGCCUAUCUCCGCCUCGAGUACGGCUAUGAGAGUACAGAAGAGGAUUUUCCCAAUCCAUUUCUCUCCUACUCGCACGGAGACACGACGCAGUAAGAUUUUUCGAAUGGCAGGGAAAGAGAUGGAAUACAUGGUGGAUUUCUUCAACAAGUUUAUUUUUGAAAUUAAGGGGUUAGGUUUCUGGAGAAAAACCGGAGCAAUUUUAGGAGAACCGGUAGCUAUAUCUAUUUUCAAUGUUACUAGAAUUUUCCUCAAGAUGCAAUUACCUCGGCUUCAGGAGGAAUUAGAAAAUGGUGCAUUUUGCUCUCGAUCCUUAUCUCUCUUAUUGGUGUUUCCGUGUGAUGAGCUACACGAGAUCAACGAGGGAGAAGAGCCGACCGAUGUAAAGAACAUAAAGUCUUCUCCUUUGCCUCCUGACCUCAAUAAAGUAUCUGAACAAAUUGACCAAUAUAUCUCUAAUUUGUCCAGCUUGAAAUAUGAUGAUUCCAAUUCCCCCAAAGUGCCAUUUGCUGAUUAUGUAGUACUAGCCACUUUAUGGGAUGAGCUUUCAAAUUGGAAAAUGCUUCCUUUUGCAGCUGUACAGAUUGGCCAAGCUUUUAGAAACAAGAAAGAUGAACUUUCUGAUGGGGCCAAACCACAACCCCAGCAUGUGGUUACUCCUGAUCCUGCCGAUGAAUCUGAUCAGACUGAAGCCAGAUACUCGAGGGCUAACCAAUACUAUGCAUCUUACACAGCUGGGAUCAAGCUUUUAACUGACAAUGAAGCGGUUGAAUGUACCAUACCGAAAGAUGAUGGCACCUUGGCAUCAUUUGUGGGGUUCAGGGUUGAGCAUAACAAUGCGAGAGGUCCAAUGAAAGGAGGAAUGAGAUACCAUCCCGAGGGUGGAGCCAAAGAACGGAUAGGAUGUCAUCCAGGGGAUUUAAGCAUCUCUGAGCUAGAAAUACUUGCUCAAGUUUUCACACAAAAGAUACACGAUCUGCUUGGAGUCCACACAGAUGUUUCAGCGCCUGAUAUGGGAACAAAUCCACAGACAAUGGCUUGA
Messenger RNA from Fraxinus pennsylvanica, 1218 nucleotides. NCBI's taxonomy places the organism in Eukaryota, Viridiplantae, Streptophyta, Magnoliopsida, Lamiales, Oleaceae. The record is from the annotation of a GenBank genome assembly.